Messenger RNA from Oryctolagus cuniculus (rabbit), 3834 nucleotides. The record is from RefSeq and is a predicted model, not a curated record. Lineage: Eukaryota; Metazoa; Chordata; Mammalia; Lagomorpha; Leporidae.
CCUGGUGAAGAUGGACAGUCCUCCCCACUCUCCAGCUAUUUAAGGGAGAAAGGAGGGAAGUCGAAUAAGGGGAGGAGGUGUUUUUAAUUUCUCCUUUAUUCAGUCUGGGAAGGGGAGUAAGGAUCUUAAAAAAAUUUUUUUUAAACUUUCCUCUUCCUCUUGUCCCAGAGCAACUAAUGCAGGUUCAAGUGCUACAUUCAAUGUUCAGGAACAGAACGCUCUCCUGGUGUCUUUUCUCCGGGGAUUCAAAUCCCUCCGCAGCCAGCCCUAGCCUGACCUGAGCAGCCUUCUGCAGGGUCCUUGUCCUAGAGAUACUGAAGCCCAAUCACAAGUGUCAUCAUGACAACAAUGAGGCGGAGGCGCGAAUCAUCACAGACCCAGCUCUGGUGAUUUUUUUUUUUCCCCUAAGAAGCCACAACAUUUAAACUUGGUCUGCCCUGGACCGCAGGGUCUGACAAGACAAUAACAACAGAAAAAGCUUUUAAAACCAAUUUAGCACACGUGAAAAUGUAAUUCUAAUGAAGAAUCAAUAGGCUGGCGGAUCAUUUUUCCUGGGACUCCUUGGAGAACCUGAGAGAGACUUUCAAUCAAUGGUGCAAGCGAUGAGCAAAAGGGCCUGAGAGACUGUGGGGGACAGGGGCGAGACCAGGAGACAAAGAGAAACACAGUGGGAGAGGGGGCUGCUGGGGGGCUGAGGCAGGGGCCCAGGCCCUUUGGCACCACUUUGCCAGCUUCCAAAGGAAGAGUGUCAGAGCCACGAGCUAAGGAGGUGCUUCUUCCUCUACCCUUCUGGUAUGGGACAGACUGCUCAGUCCAACAGCCUCAGCUACCUUUCCUGCCUGGGGCCUGGGGCCUAGGCCCUGGCCCUGCCCCAACUCUGGGCUCCGUGUUCAGGUCAUUGUGACAAGCUGGCUUAGAAGCAGUCAGGGGACACUGUGCAGUUCCCAGCCGUUGCCCCUCUGCCUGUGUGCCUGGGACAUUAGAUCUUGUUCAUGUCUGUGACAUGCAGCACGCACAGGUGUGGCCAUGCUUGGCACUUUAGUGAUCCCUUGCACACUCGUCAUCACAGCCUAUGAGAAGGGCAGAAUUAGGAUCACUAUCUCAGAGAAGGGCACAAAGAGCGCCCGGUGAGGGUCCUCACCCCUCUGGGUGACUGGGCGUGGUGCAGGAGGUGACAGGAAGAGGCUAAUGAGGUGAGUGACCGCCUCAGGUGUGUGCAAUGGAGUGACAACACGACAGUUGUGGAUUUUGUUGUACAUGUUACUCUCCUGGACUUAUCCUCAGAGAUGUUCCUCUGUGUAUAAUUUGUUUUAAAAAAUUCUCUUUUUAGGGUUUUGUGCCCUUGGGUUGGAAAAUCACUGUUUGAUGGGAAAAAAAAAAAGAAAGAGCGAGCGAGCGAGCGAGCGAGAAAGUCUGAUGUUUGGAAUCAGCAACGUUGUCCUGAAGUUGAGUUUGCGAGGCGACACGGCGGCGGCGGCCGCGCUGCUCCCGCUCCUCUGCCUCCCCAUGGAUAUGCACUGCAAAGCAGACCCCUUCUCCGCGAUGCACCCAGGGCACGGGGGUGUGAACCAGCUCGGGGGGGUGUUUGUGAACGGCCGGCCCCUACCCGACGUGGUGCGGCAGCGCAUCGUGGAGCUCGCCCACCAGGGUGUGCGGCCCUGUGACAUCUCUCGGCAGCUGCGGGUCAGCCACGGCUGUGUCAGCAAAAUCCUGGGCAGGUACUACGAGACUGGCAGCAUCAAACCGGGCGUGAUCGGCGGUUCCAAGCCCAAAGUGGCAACACCCAAAGUGGUGGACAAGAUCGCUGAGUACAAGCGGCAGAAUCCCACCAUGUUUGCCUGGGAGAUCCGCGACCGGCUGCUAGCCGAGGGCAUCUGCGAUAACGACACCGUGCCCAGUGUUUCUUCCAUCAACAGGAUCAUCCGGACCAAAGUGCAGCAGCCUUUCCACCCAACGCCAGACGGGACUGGGACAGGCGUGACUGCCCCCGGCCACACCAUCGUUCCCAGCACGGCCUCCCCUCCCGUUUCCAGCGCCUCCAAUGACCCAGUGGGCUCCUACUCCAUCAAUGGGAUCCUGGGGAUUCCUCGCUCCAAUGGUGAGAAGAGGAAACGUGAUGAAGUCGAGGUAUACACUGAUCCUGCCCACAUUAGAGGAGGUGGAGGUUUGCAUCUGGUCUGGACUUUAAGAGAUGUGUCCGAGGGCUCGGUCCCCAAUGGAGACUCCCAGAGUGGCGUGGACAGUUUGCGGAAGCACUUGCGAGCUGACACCUUCACCCAGCAGCAGCUGGAGGCUUUGGAUCGGGUCUUUGAGCGUCCUUCCUACCCUGACGUCUUCCAGGCAUCAGAGCACAUCAAAUCAGAACAGGGGAACGAGUACUCCCUCCCAGCUCUGACCCCUGGGCUUGAUGAAGUCAAGUCGAGUCUAUCUGCGUCCACCAACCCCGAGCUGGGCAGCAACGUGUCAGGCACGCAGACAUACCCCGUUGUGGCCGGUCGUGACAUGGCGAGCACCACUCUGCCUGGUUACCCCCCUCACGUGCCCCCCACUGGCCAGGGAAGCUACCCCACGUCCACCCUGGCAGGAAUGGUGCCCGGGAGUGAGUUCUCCGGCAACCCGUACAGCCACCCCCAGUACACGGCCUACAACGAGGCUUGGAGAUUCAGCAACCCCGCCUUACUAAGUUCCCCUUAUUAUUAUAGUGCCGCCCCCCGGGGCUCCGCCCCUGCCGCUGCUGCCGCUGCCUAUGACCGCCACUAGUUACCGCGGGGACCACAUCAAGCUUCAGGCCGACAGCUUCGGCCUCCACAUCGUCCCCGUCUGACCGUCCACCCCGGAGGGAGGGAGGACCGACGCGACGCGACGCCUCCCGGCCACCGCCCCAGCCCCACCCCCCUCCCAUGUCCCCCGCAGCCCUUCACGUCGCCCCAUCGAAGGCCGGACGGGACGGGUGGAGCCGUGGGUGGGACGCUCAGGCCCAGGCCCGCCGCCCCUCGCCGCCCGUCUGGACUGCGCGGCGCCACGACGAGGACCCGGCCUGGCCCGGCCCGGCCCGCCACCGCGCGCGCCGGCCACGUUCGUGUGACACACAAUCAGAGCGGACUGCAGCGCGGCCCGGCCUCGGACGCUCGGGCUCCGGGAGGCUUCGCUGGAGGAGCUGGGCAGAGGAAAAUUCAGAACACAGACUUUGCGCACGGGAGGAAGAGCCCCCUGCCGAACUCUGGGGGAACCUUCUCAACCCCUGCACCAGCCGGACUGCCUCCGCCUUCCGGGCGCACCGCCCCCAGAAGGUGGGAUGACGGCGUGGGAGUCGGAUCUUGGCAAGGUUGGGACCCGGUGGCCGGCCCCGGUGGAGCCCCUCCCCACCGCACCUGGACUGCCCGGCUCCCCAGGGCCCAGGCACCUCCUACUACAUGACCCGACCUCAGCCCCGCUGGCCCCUACCUCAGCGUCUCUUCCUCCUGCAGGCCUCCCAGUUUGCCCUCCUGCUGUCCUUGGCCCGCACCACCACACCCUGUACCCCACCCCUGCCUAACUCGCAGCCCCGGACGCUCUCCCCGACCCGCGGCAGGGCCCGCACUCAAGGGCCGCGAGCAGUUCUUCCCCGGGCAGCUCCUGGCCGCCCCCUCCCCCGACACAGACUCUGAAUCGCCCGCAACAGGAGCGGGUCCGGAGCAGGCGUGUGAGCUUCGGCUUGGUGCACGUGGGGGCUUGCCUAGGCCACGCCCCCAUCCCUCCUAGUCUCCUCCUCCUCCCUCGGCCGGAACUGAACAGAACCGCAAAAAAAAAAAAAGUCUCCAUUUAUUUAAUACGAUGAUCUCUGCGAAAAGGAAC